AUGUAUCUCUUUUUCCUCACCCUUUACAUAUAUGUUCUAAUAUAUAUAAUAUUUAAUAAUAUAUUUGUAUCAUUUUGCAAUUCUUAUAUUUUAUUAAACAAAAACGACAUCGUACCAUUUCUUAUAAAAAACAAGAAAAGGAUAUAUAAAAAAACUACUAAUGUAUAUUCCUCCCUUGAUUGGUUAAAUAAAAAAAUAAAUGUAAAAAGCAAAAAAGAAAAAAUAUGUUCUCUACCAAAAUUAUAUUGGAUAAUAAACAACGAAUGGAAAUAUAUACCUUUUCAAAAUAAAAAAAAAAGGAAAUUAAAAAUUUUUGAAAAUGUUAAUAAUGAAGAAUAUUUGGAAGAGGUGGAAGUCAAAAAAAAAAAAAAAAAAAAAAAAAAAAAAAAAAAUAAUGAAGUCAUCAAAAGAAAUAACGACAUCAAUAUGGAAUAUAAUAAUAAAGAUUGUAAUAAAACACGUACUGUUAAAAAAAAGAUGAAAAAAAUUCCUAAGAAUGUUUUACAAAAUAUAGAAGAAAAUAAAUGUUUAGAUGAAAAAGAAAAGCAUAAAAAAGAAUUAGAAAACGAAGAAUUUGAUUUAUUAAAUUAUUUUAGAAUGGAAGAAAAUUCUUUAAAAAGUCAAAUAAAUCCAGAAAAAAGUAAAGAUAUUAUAAGAAGUGAACAUUUUAAACAAAUGAUGAAUGAUAUGAAUAUAAAAGAAGAUGAUGUUUUACAAAUGUUGAAAAGGAGUGAAAAGGAUGUUACACAUUUUAUUAAUAAAAAUUUAACAUUAGAUGAAAUACAAAAGAAAGCACAAAAUGAUGAUGAAUAUAAUGAAAAAUUAUUUGAUAUAUAUAUGAAUAAUAAAAGUAUAAAUUUUUUAGAAAAUAUUAAUUUUAAGAGAAUAGGGAAAAAAUAUAAAGAUAUUGUUAUAGAAGUUAUUGAUAUGUUUAUUGAUAAAAAAUAUAAUUUUAAUGAAUUAAUAAAAAAUAUAGAUGAAGAUGAACAAAAAAAUAAUUGUAUAACUACAUUAAAAGAAAACAUCUUAUUUAAAGAUUUAGAUGAUGCAACUUUAUUUGAAAUUAUAAAAAAAUCUAUUUUAAUUGCAUAUUUAAAUAUAACAUUUUCAAAUGAUAUACAUAAUUAUGAUUGGAAUGUACAAAUAGAAAAUUACAUAACCACAUCAUUAAAUACACAAUAUUAUAGAUUAAAUGAAAUAUCGUAUUCAAACAAUAGCAUAAAUAUAAAUGUAAAAUAUAUUAAAAAUGAUAAGGAUCAUGUAAACGACCAUGAAGAAAUUGAACAUAAUAUAAAGGAUUCAAUAAAACAAUAUGAGCAUAAUAAUAAUUUAAAUAUCCUUUCUAAUUUUAAUAUAUUCAUAUAUUUUACAUAA
Plasmodium adleri (nom. inval.) is the source of this 1374-nucleotide messenger RNA. Its product is annotated as conserved Plasmodium protein, unknown function. NCBI's taxonomy places the organism in Eukaryota, Apicomplexa, Aconoidasida, Haemosporida, Plasmodiidae. The transcript is spliced from 2 exons. The coding region runs from base 1 to 1374 and encodes 457 amino acids. The record is from RefSeq and is a predicted model, not a curated record.